Molecule: messenger RNA, 509 nt
Organism: Vavraia culicis subsp. floridensis
Lineage: Eukaryota; Fungi; Microsporidia; Pleistophoridae
Exons: 1
Coding region: 1-465 (154 amino acids)
Source: RefSeq, a predicted model, not a curated record
AUGGAUGCAAAGCAUUCCAAUAAAGGUGGUAGUGCUCAGAGGUUCAACAACCAAAAUGUAAUUGAUUCUAAAUUCAUCACCGUUUUAUUUAGAAAGUACAGACAGCUAAACGUGAAAAAAGUGGUAAUUCGGGUGGAAAGAGAUAAGUUUUUCAUCUAUCUGCAGGUGUGGAAAAAGGGAACCAUGAGGACUAUCAGCACAGAGCGGGCGGAUAAGAUAAUUUUGGAAAGGCGGAUCGAGUCACUCGCGCUGCAUAGGUCUAAGAAGAGGCUGGGCAGGGAGAUGAGGUACUCGGAUAUGAAUCCGAUCGAGAGGAAAGUGGUUGGUUUGUCGGCAAAAAAAUGGAGGAUACUGGUGGGUGUUAAGAAACGAAGAGAAGCGGAACAUGCCACAAAAGAACGACGGGGAAAACCAAGGCAUCGGCUCAAGGCACUUAAGGGACGGUCUGUAGAUGUCAAGAACUAAUUCUCAGUAAUACCACGUAUUUAAUAAAGGUAUGAUUUUCAGGA